CAUGCUGAAAAAGAAGACUACUGGGACUCUGUACUCUGGAGUGAUGAGACCAAGAUAAAUGUUGUUGGAAAUAAUGGCUUCAAAACUGUAUGGCAUUACAAAGUUGAGGAGUACAAAGAAGAAUGCAUGGUGCCUCCAGUGGUGGAAGUGUUCUUCUGUGCAGCUGCAUGAGUGCUGCUGGUGUCAGGGAGCUGCAUUUUAUUGAUGGUAUCAUGAAUUCACAGAUAUACUGCUCUAUAUUGAAACAGAUGUUUUCCAAUAUGACAAUGAUCAGAAUUACACAUCUAUGGCCACUGUUGCAUUUCUGA
Molecule: messenger RNA, 308 nt
Organism: Staurois parvus
Lineage: Eukaryota; Metazoa; Chordata; Amphibia; Anura; Ranidae
Source: the annotation of a GenBank genome assembly